Myotis brandtii (Brandt's bat) is the source of this 1743-nucleotide messenger RNA. RefSeq names its product calcitonin receptor-like (gene CALCRL). Gene Ontology annotation, biological process: cell surface receptor signaling pathway; adenylate cyclase-activating G protein-coupled receptor signaling pathway; angiogenesis. Gene Ontology annotation, cellular component: plasma membrane. The transcript is spliced from 14 exons. NCBI's taxonomy places the organism in Eukaryota, Metazoa, Chordata, Mammalia, Chiroptera, Vespertilionidae. Gene Ontology annotation, molecular function: calcitonin receptor activity; calcitonin gene-related peptide receptor activity; adrenomedullin receptor activity. The coding region runs from base 214 to 1614 and encodes 466 amino acids. The record is from RefSeq and is a predicted model, not a curated record.
GUCAUGACCCCAGCAUUUAAGAAGUUCUUCAAGGCAGUGUUGAACAUGAUCCAAGAGAAAAUGUGAUUUGAGUCUGGAGACAGCUGUGCAUGUCAGCUAAUAAAGCCCAGUAUAGCAGAGAGGAGAGAAGCUUUCUUUGGGAGACUGCUACCACUUUUUUAUAAACUGCUUCCAGUUUGGUUUGUAUCACAUACAUAUUUUAUUGGGGCCUUGAUGAUGGAGAAAAGGCGUGUGCGGUGUUUCCUGUACCUCCUGCCUUUCCUCAUGAUUCCUGUCGUAGCAGAAUCAGAACAGAGCCAUAAUGAAUCUAGGAAGUUGAGUGUUACCAGAAAUAAAAUUAUGACGGCUCAAUAUGAAUGUUACCAGAAAAUUAUACAAGAUCCCAUUCAACACACUGAAGGCAUGUACUGCAACCGGACCUGGGACGGCUGGCUGUGCUGGAACUACGUGCUGGCGGGCACCGAGUCGGUGCAGCACUGCCCGGACUACUUCCAGGACUUCGACCCCUCAGAAAAGGUUACAAAGAUCUGUGACCAGGAUGGACACUGGUUUAGACACCCAGACAGCAACAGAACCUGGACCGACUACACCCGGUGCAACACCAACACGCACGAGCGCUUGCAGACGGCGCUGAAUUUGUUCUACCUGGCUAUAAUUGGACAUGGAUUGUCUAUUGCAUCGUUGCUCAUCUCACUUGGCAUAUUCUUUUAUUUCAAGAGCCUCAGUUGCCAAAGGAUUACUUUGCACAAAAACCUGUUCUUCUCCUUCGUGUGUAACUCUGUCAUCACGAUCAUUCAUCUCACAGCCGUGGCCAACAACCAGGCCUUGGUGGCCACGGAUCCUGUGGGCUGCAAGGUGUCCCAGUUCCUGCACCUCUACCUGAUGGGCUGCAACUACUUCUGGAUGCUCUGCGAAGGCGUGUACCUGCACACGCUCAUCGUGGUGGCCGUGUUCGCAGAGAAGCAGCGCCUCCUGUGGUACCACGUCCUGGGCUGGGGGUUCCCGCUGAUCCCCGCCUGCACGCACGCCGUGGGCAGGAGCCUGUACUACAACGACAAGUGCUGGAUCAGCUCCGACACGCACCUGCUCUACAUCAUCCACGGCCCCAUCUGCGCCGCCCUGCUGGUGAACCUCUUCUUCCUGCUGAACAUCGUGCGUGUGCUCAUCACGAAGCUGAAGGUCACGCACCAGGCGGAGUCCCACCUCUACAUGAAGGCCGUGCGGGCCACGCUCAUCCUCGUGCCGCUGCUGGGCAUCCAGUUUGUGCUGCUCCCGUGGCGCCCUGAGGGCAGGCCCGUGGAGGAGGUGUACGACUACGUCAUGAACAUCCUCAUGCACUACCAGGGUCUUCUGGUCUCCACAAUCUUCUGCUUCUUUAACGGAGAGGUUCAAGCAAUUCUAAGAAGAAACUGGUAUCAAUAUAAGAUCCAGUUUGGAAGCAGCUUUUCGCACUCGGAUGCCCUCCGCAGCGCGUCCUACACAGUGUCAACCAUCAGUGACGGCACGGCGUACAGUCACGACUUCUCCAGCGAGCACUCAAAUGGGAAAAGCAUCCAGGACAUUGAGAAUGUCGUCUUAAAGCCGGAGAAGUUAAAUGAUUAUAUCUUACAAUAGGGGCAGGACUGUUCAACCCCCAUAGUGUGCCACUCUAUGCUCAAGGACUUAGAUCCAUGACUUUAUAACCAGAAGACUUCCAUAUUAAGUGGAUUUCUUGAUUGCCACAGAGAACACGCCUAUGAAUUC